This is a messenger RNA of Drosophila sechellia, 2417 nucleotides long. RefSeq lists its product as uncharacterized. The transcript has 10 exons. The coding region runs from base 1 to 2316 and encodes 771 amino acids. The record is from RefSeq and is a predicted model, not a curated record. Lineage: Eukaryota; Metazoa; Arthropoda; Insecta; Diptera; Drosophilidae.
AUGAGCACCACCCCGAAGUGGUACUGCCGCAACAAAUCCCAGCCGAUGCACACGUUCGCGGAAAUCGGAAAAUUGGGCCUGGAGCUGCGUCGGAUUACCAAGCGGAUUGUGAUCGAUGUAAACUCGGCGAUUUUCAGUGAACAUGACACCAUUUUGGAGGAGUGCGAGCGGGUGGUGGAGCAGUACUGGAACCUCAAGGAUGAGACCAAAAAUGCUGACUUCCAAUCGCUAUCCAAGAAGAUCAAGCGAAGUCCCUACAAUCAGCUGCUGAUGAAGAAGUUCCAUUUGAUAAUGGAUCUCAAUGACCGACGCUUUUGCCAGCUCACCUUUGUGCUGAAGCGAACGUUGAGCUUCCUGCUUCGCAAGGCCAUGCAAUCGGAGAUGUGGCUGAAUUGGGCUUUGCACAUCACUCAGUUGUACAACAAGUGCCGCAAGGUGGAGAAGCCACUGGUUCCAGUCGAGGUGGAUAAGCCACCGGGUGACGAAGAGCUGGAUGAGGAGCCCAAGCUGAGUGGCAAGAGGAAGGAGGAGAUGCCCGCCAAUGUGUGCAGCAAUAUGUAUCCUGCUCUGCUCCUGGCGCUCAAAUCCAUUGACUUUGGCUACGUUUUGCAGUUGGUGGCUCAGACUCGGGUGGAACAGAAUGCUCUGGAUUUGGUUUUUGGACUCUUCAACAUGGGCGAGCAGGAUGCCUGGCGGGAGCAGCAGAAUCUGGAGUCCACCUCCUCCAGCCUGGAGAUACUGCGCACCCUGAACAUAUCCGCCGCCGGCGAUUACCAAACGUAUUGCGAUUCCGCCCAGGAUUACAAGUCCAUGCAGAUGCAGAUGGCGGAGGAGAGUCUGCAGGAUCAGGAUCGCCAGAGUCUGCGCUGCAAGCACACAGAGAGCUUUCUGCAGAAGGAGCGCGUGUUUAUUGCCCAACUGAUAGCCAAGGCCACGGAAAUAAGUCCAACCAUUUUCGAUAAUGGCAAAAAAGGUCCUGUGGAUAUGAAUGCUUACAUUGUGAAGGGCUUGCGACUGCUCUGGUCGUAUGUAGGGAUUAUCUUGGAUCACAUAUUGCUCUGGUGGAUUGAUAAUCCCGUAUCCUGCUAUCGCUUAACCCAUAUCGACUCCAUACGCAGCUGGCUCUAUCAUCAGAGUGUUAAUGAUAUUCCAGAACCCGUUUUUUCAACACUCCGUGGAAUUGGUGAGAUCCUUACAGGAUUCGUUUGCAACAACAUUUGGGAUCAACUCUUCCGUCUCACCCUAAUAUCUUCCAACAAUACCAAUCGUUUGGUGGAUGUGGUAGCUGAGCAAUAUCGCGAUUGCCCAAAGAAUGAAUUUAGUACUCCAACCGGCACCGUGUGGAUCAGUAUAUUCGCCAACCUGGUCAAUCUGAGUAAUCAAUAUUUCUCCAAUCUGGAGGCGCACAAUAACUCCAGCCUGCUGCCGGUGGCUGAACAGAUACCCAUACUCCAUAGGCUGGACCAUUCGGUGCAUUCCAUGCGCCUCUGGGUCACCGAGCAGGCGAAGCUCCUUUGCUGCGAGUGGAAAAUGGACCGCUUCUUUCAGAUUCUGGAGCACGAUGUCAAGCUGUGCCUGAAUGUCUUCAUUACCUUCCAACUGCCCAAACUCACUGCCGACCUGAGCGAUAUACUGAUGUUGGUUUGCGUUGCCCUGCGCACCAAACUCAUCGCCGAGGUCAACGCCAACAUAGACAAGCUAAAGAAAACCACCGACGAGUGUGUUCAGAUACUUUCCGCAGUUUGCCGAGUCCUCAGCCUGGCCAACUUUACGCUCUGUUUUCCGCCCGCCAGUUUCUGGCAACGCGAGGUGUACAACAACGAUGAGAAGAGCCUCUAUGUGGGCUAUGUGCUGGACGAGAUCUAUCUGCCCACCAUACGUGCCACCAAGGAUAUUGUCAUACUCAAGCUGAUCCUGAAGCUGAUUUGUGAGGCCUGGCUGGACUUUAUCUACCAGAAACGCAUCCGCUUCAGUGUGAACGGAGCGGUUCGGUUGCUCAACGAUUUCGACGAUGUGCGUGAGUGGAUCCUGGCCUGCAGUUUGUUGGAUGAGGAGCAGCUGGAUAAGCUGAGCAACCACGAGGUGCUGCGCAUGUGCAAGGGUGUAGGCAAGAUACUGCUCCGAAAGCCGGAGGAUGUGAUCUCCAUCACCCAGUCGCCCAAAUACGACAAGAAGGCGCAGGAUGCCUCUGCCCAGGACACUCAGCUGCCCUCGGAGAUGUUCGUCUCCAAUCAGAAGCACUGGCUGCAACUGAGAGCCAGUGGAGGCAAUGGAUUUCCGUUCCUGAAACUCUGCUGCGGCGAUAUUGGCAUGUAGAUGACCUCGUCAGGGGGUACAAAUGUUUAUUGAGCCGCUAAAAUGCUUUACAAAAGUGAGGGUCUAGAAUAUAUUAUAUAUAUAUAUUAGAAAAAGGGCAA